Molecule: messenger RNA, 3606 nt
Organism: Mandrillus leucophaeus (drill)
Lineage: Eukaryota; Metazoa; Chordata; Mammalia; Primates; Cercopithecidae
Gene: RMI1
Product: RecQ mediated genome instability 1
Exons: 5
Coding region: 532-2409 (625 amino acids)
Biological process (GO): resolution of meiotic recombination intermediates; double-strand break repair via homologous recombination
Cellular component (GO): nuclear body; RecQ family helicase-topoisomerase III complex
Molecular function (GO): nucleotide binding
Source: RefSeq, a predicted model, not a curated record
AAAAAGGGAUCUGGGAGAGUGCUGCGGCGGUUCCUGUUCUUACAGUUGCGCGGCCCAGGGACCGCUGUUGCGCGAGGGAAAUGCGGGACGCCCAGGUCGGUGCUUGGCCCAGACUUAUGCCCCUGUUUCCGCAGCCCACACUUGCGCCCGAAGCCCCUUAGCCCGCCCCGGGCUGUGGGCUGCGGGCUGCGGGACUAGCUGCGCCGCGGGUCUUGCUCUGUCGCCCAGGCUGGAGAACAGAGGUAUGAUCACAGCUCACUGCAGCCUUGUCCUCCUGGACUUAGAUGAAGUCUCACUCUAUCACCCAGGCUGGAGUGCAGUGGCGAGAUCUCGGCUCAUCACAACCUUCGCCUUCCGGGUUCAAGCCAUUCUCCUACCUCAGCCUCCUGAGUAGCUGGGAUUACAGGGCCAUUUCUGAGCAGUAGAGGUUUCAAGUAAUCCACUAACAACCAGUUCCAAAUUCUGUGGUCAAAUCCUGUGCUGCUGUUCCAAGUGGUAAUAGAUGCAUAUUAUUUCUUUUAUUUAAAAGAAAUGAAUGUGACUAGUAUUGCAUUAAGAGCUGAAACCUGGCUUUUAGCUACAUGGCAUGUUAAAGUACCUCCGAUGUGGCUGGAAGCUUGUAUUAACUGGAUUCAAGAAGAAAAUAAUAAUGUUAACUUGAGUCAGGCCCAAAUGAAUAAACAAGUGUUUGAGCAGUGGCUCCUUACUGAUCUGAGGGAUUUGGAGCAUCCUCUUUUACCUGAUGGCAUUUUAGAAAUUCCUAAAGGAGAACUAAAUGGAUUUUAUGCUCUGCAGAUCAAUUCCUUGGUUGAUGUAAGUCAGCCUGCAUAUUGCCAGAUACAGAAGUUGAGAGGAAAGAAUACAACAAAUGAUCUAGUUACAGCUGAAACACAAGUAACCCCAAAACCUUGGGAAGCAAAGCCUUCACGAAUGUUGAUGCUGCAGCUAACUGAUGGAAUUGUACAAAUACAGGGAAUGGAAUAUCAGCCUAUUCCAAUUCUUCAUAGUGAUCUUCCUCCAGGUACAAAAAUUUUGAUUUUUGGAAAUAUAUCUUUCCGUCUUGGCGUUCUCUUAUUGAAACCAGAAAAUGUGAAAGUAUUAGGAGGUGAAGUAGAUGCUCUUUUAGAAGAAUAUGCCCAAGAAAAAGUACUUGCAAGAUUAAUAGGGGAACCUGAUCCUGUACUUUCAGUCAUACCAAACAAUUCUAACGAAAACAUUCCCAGAGUUACAGAUGUUCCAGAUCCUGCAUUAGGUCCUUCUGAUGAAGAACUCUUGGCAAGUCUUGAUGAAAAUGAUGAGCUUACAGCAAAUAAUGACACUUCCUCAGAAAGGUGUUUCACCAUGGGUAGUUCCUCAAAUACCAUUCCCACAGGACAGUCAAGUUUUGAGCCAGAAUUUGUUAUUUCUCCAAGACCAAAAGAGGAACCAUCAAACCUAUCUAUGCAUUUCAUGGAUGGGGAAUUAGAUGACUUUUCAUUGGAGGAGGCCUUGCUUUUAGAAGAAACUGUCCAGAAAGAACAGAUGGAAACUAAAGAAUUGCAGCCAUUGACUUUUAACAGAAAUGCCGAUCGAAGUAUAGAGAGAUUUUCACAUAAUCCUAAUACUAUGAAUACUUUUUCUUUGACUUGCAAAAAUGGAAACAAUAAUUGGAGUGAAAAAUAUGUAUCUGAACAAAUGACUAAUGAAGACAAAUCAUUUGAUUGUCCAUCUGUUAGAGACCAAAACAGGAGUAUUUUUUCAGUUGAUCGUAAUGUACCCUUAGCCCAUGAUUUUACAAAUAAAGAUAAGAACUUAGAGACAGAUAAUAAAAUAAAACAAACCAGCAGUUCAGAUGGACAUUCCUUAAAUAGUAAAAUAUUAGAUAGAGAGGUGGUCAACUAUGUACAGAAAAGGAGUUCACAAAUUUCUAAUGAAAAUGAUCGUCAUUUACAGACUUGUUCUUUAAGAUUACCAGAGAAUAGCAUUAAUUUUUCUAUUGCCAUGGAUUUGUAUUCUCCACCCUUUAUCUAUUUGUCUGUUCUACUGGCCAGCAAACCAAAGGAAGUUACAACAGUGAAAGUGAAAGCAUUUAUUGUAACCUUAACUGGAAAUCUCUCAAGUUCUGGUGGCAUUUGGAGUAUAACUGCAAAGGUGUCUGAUGGUACUGCGUAUCUAGAUGUAGACUUCGUGGAUGAAAUACUGACUAGCCUGAUAGGGUUCUCUGUACCAGAAAUGAAACAGUUAAAAAAGGAUCGUCUUCAAUACCAAAAGUUCCUGGAAGGUUUGCAGAAAUGUCAGCGAGAUCUAAUAGAUUUGUGCUGUAUAAUGACUAUUUCAUUUAAUCCUUCCUUGUCUAAAGCAAUGGUACUGGCAUUACAAAAUGUUAAUACGGAACACCUUGAGAAUCUAAAGAAGCGGUUAAAUAAAUAACUUAACUAAAAUAGUAUUAGGAACAAUUAAAAACAACAAGGAAAUAUUUAGAAUUUGUUCACAGUUUUACUUGUGAGACUUUGUGUGAAAAGGAAAGAUGAAAUUACAUAACUUAUUUCAGUUUAAUUUUAAAGUGUUUAAUCAUGUUUGUUAUAUGUGGAGCUUUUUAACAUAAGUUAAUCUUUUUUUUUUUUUUUUUUUUUAAAGACAGGGUCUUGCUUUGUUGCCCGGGCUGGAGUGCAGUGGCAUGAUCAUAGUUAUUGCACUGACCUCCUGAGCUCAAGCAAUCCUCCUGCCUUAGCCUCUUGAGUUGCUGGGACUCUAGGCAUAUACCACCAUGCCCAGCUAAUUUAUUAUAAUUAUUAUUUUGUAGGGACAGAGUUUUGCUCUGUUGCCCAGAUUGGUCUCAAACACCUGGCCUCUCAAUCCUCCUGUCUUGGCCUCCAAAGGUUAAUUUUUUAAAAAGUAACUGUUAGAUGGAGGAAUAUGGUGACCCACUAUUGUUGAGAAAUUUGUUUUCCACUUGUCACAUAAGAUGAAUGCUGAAGUAUCAAUACUGGUGUUCAGUGGUGAGUCAUAUUGUUGAAAGUUAAUAAUUAUAAAGAGGUAAUUUUCCUUCUAAUGUGUUGUCUAUGGCCAUACCAACCGGAACAUGCCUGAGGUUGUCAUAAUAUGUUGAGUACCCAAAAGAUUUGUUUAUAUUGUUAAUCUUAGGAAAAAAUAAAUAAAAUCCAGUUAGAUCAGAACAUCAAACUUUCAGAUGCAAAUUGAUUUACUGGUUUUUAUUUUGCUGAUUAUAAUAUUUGGUAUAUUUAAGGUAAUCUAGUUAAUUAGAUGCUAUUUCAUAGAUUAUAUUGAAUGAUUUAAAACUUUAUUUUCAAGGAUAGUUUAUUUUAAAUGGCAUAUUGAAAACAUCAUUAACAAGAUCCAGUAGGUAGGACAUUUAUUGGAUUAAAAUAAGGCAUUUAUCUAUGUCUUUAGGUGUCGUUGUUCCCUUUCUGAAUUAGCUGUACAUAUAAGCCUUCCUUUGGUUUUAAGUGCUGAUUUUUUUUAUUUUUUAAGAGGGGCUGUUUACCAUUCUUCCACUGUGCUGUUAUAAAGUUGUAUUUGAAAGGUAAUGUCGUUUUUAUUAAUCUUUUGUCUUAAAAUAAAGUGCUUUGAGUUUUAAAACAUUAAACAAAUCCUUAAAUAACAAAA